Messenger RNA from Protopolystoma xenopodis, 681 nucleotides. Lineage: Eukaryota; Metazoa; Platyhelminthes; Monogenea; Polystomatidea; Polystomatidae. The record is from the annotation of a GenBank genome assembly.
AUGUUGCCAUUUCCCAGCAGACUUAACAAAGGCAUGCAACCUUUAACUCAUGAUUUGAAACGCCCCAAUCCGAUGCAUCUCAAAGACAUUUAUCCAGAAUUCAAGACACGACAGACAAGAUGUCUGAGUCCUUGCGGCAAUAUGGCAUUAAAGCGCCUGGAAAAGACUUGUCAUCACUGUUCCGCAAACCUUGCAAUAUCACAACCUUUUCUCCCUGCAUUGAGGAGGCCAGAUCAGGCAUGUAUUUCCGGUCCCACUAAAGGGCCCAUUCAGGGAGGCUUUUCGUCCACUCCUCAGCCAGCCAGAGUAGUCGGUAUGCGACAAGCACAACUGAAUGAAUGGCUACCGGCCAGUUCAUCGGGAGAUGAUGCCGAUCGGAUUAGGACGUCAACUGUUUGGAGGACCACGAAUUGCGAGGGCUGUCUGCCGAUAAAUCGUCUUCCGUGCAACUCAUAUCUUCCCUCUCGAAGAAAACCCCUUGCUUCGUCCGAAGUAUGCGCCUCCAAGCCCGGCAGACUGAGCUGGCAAGGAAGCAAACAUGGGUCACUGGGUCACGCAAUCUCGACUAAGCGGCCAAUGAAGAAUGAACAUGCAGGUCAUGAUGACAUUGUUGCUACGACGAAGCCAGCUAUAGGCUCCUUGAUGUCAGCCUGGCCGAGACGGCCUAGCGUUCGCAAGUAG